CAUGUUACUUUUACUAUCUUUGUGGCCAGAAGGAUGUGUGGGGGAGAAACGAUUCCAAAACUCUUGUACUUUAUCACCGUCGUCCUGUGACCGCCGGCUCUUUCCUCACCAGUCUGAGGUGAGGAUGGUGGACAUGAGCGACACUGCGCUGCUGUGCAAACUGAAUCUUCUGACUUCAUGAAAGAGGCUGUUGUGCAGAGUCAAUCGUGGCCUUCUGUCGACACCCGUCAGUGAAUGGCAGAGUUGUGUGAGACUGGAACACACUGGACUCGCUCUGCUCUCAGAGUUAGGACGGCGGUUUGAUUUUCACUUUCAACAGAUGCACAGCGGGAGUGCAGCGCGGCGGCGUGCUCGCGAAGGGGCUUGUGUGUUCGGGGUUAGUCGUCACCAGCACUGGGCCUGACCAGAAACUGUGAGGGAGAGCGUGUUCCAUGUGUGUGAAGGACCAACCAACAGCAUCAGAAAUGAAUGACAAUAUUUAUUUGCACUAGUCGCAAACAUGCAGCUUCACUUUCACUACAGGAGUGUGUGCGUGUGUGUGUGCGUCCUCGCUGCAGCAUCAUGUUUGUAAAUAUUGCAUCACACCUUGUGGGAGAUUGUGAAAAUGUACUUCCUGAAAUAUGAACACUGUUUGACAUCUGAACGUUUAUUAAAUUCAUGUUGAAUUCAACCGUCGGCGGAGUCUUUCCUCCAGGUAUCUGCCGGGUCUGGAGCUUUGAAAAGAGGUUCCCAUCCAGCUGGACUUCAGGCUCCCUUAUCGUGCGCGACUGGCCGUGACUGGUGCUGGGGUUGUUGUUUGGAGCAUCUUAUUGACGUUAGUGCAGUGUCAGUUUAAAAGCCUCUGACACCAGAGCCAGCAGCACAGGUCUGGAGCCAGCAAGGUUUCCUCCUCACUCCUCCGUCUGAUGGAGGAUCCCACCAGCAUCCCUCACAUCAGCUGUUGCCUGGGAGGCAGAAGUGAUGUAAUCAGUCCCCACCUCACAGAGCAACCCAGGACGGGGCUGGAUGCUACCCGCGUGCGUGUGAAUCGCCGUCAUUUUCCGCUCUAAAUCGAACGAACGGACGCCGCGGUCCAUGAUCAGCGAGCUGUGGGGGACGAGCGGCGCGGUGAUGUUGUCGAGCUGCGCUCCCUGAGGCCGAGGCUGGACGCGGGCCAGGACCACACGGCAGAGGACGCUGCUGCUGCCGCGGUGCUGGAUCUGAUAUCGGCCGCAUCGACCACCAUGGCUCGGGCGUUCUUCCCAACUGGAGCUUGAAAAUGCCUCCGAUUCCGCCUCCUUCCCGCGCAUCGGUCCGCCCCCGCUGCCGCCGCCGUUUUGCCCGUGACGCGAGGUGCUUCUGCGUUUCACCUCCAGCGCCAUCGUCCGUGAAGAGGAACAUGCGGUGUGUGUCCCCAGCUUGUCGUGUGUUUGCGGAGGGGAUGACCGGCGUCCGUCCCGCUGCUGACCGCCGUCAGGCUCCGUAACUUCCCCGGUGGUGUGGAGCGACGUGCCUUUCUGCCUCAGGUUGAAGCCAUGGCCAAUGAACCAGUCAUCCUUAACGUGUAUGACAUGUACUGGAUAAACGAGUACACCUCCAAUCUGGGAAUUGGAGUUUUCCACUCAGGCAUUGAAAUAUAUGGCCGAGAAUUUGCGUAUGGAGGGCAUCCUUAUCCUUUCAGCGGCAUCUUUGAGAUCAACCCGGGAAAUGCUGCGGAGCUGGGAGAGACUUUCAAAUUCAAGGAAGCCAUUGUUUUGGGCACCACUGACUUCACUGAGGACGACAUGGACAAAAUCAUGGAGGAGCUGGGGAAGGACUUCAAAGGGAAUGCCUACCACCUGAUGCACAAGAACUGCAACCACUUCUCCUCCUCUCUGUCCGAGUUGCUCUGUGGACGAGAAAUCCCGCGGUGGGUCAACAGGCUGGCCUACUUCAGCUCCUGCAUCCCCUUUCUGCAGAGCUGCCUGCCCAAAGAAUGGCUGACCCCGGCCGCCCUUCAGAGCCACAUCAGCUUGGGACUGCACAAAGAGGAGCAGGCCGAGUCCAGCGAGGACGAGCGGCCGUCGCCCAGCGGCGCCGCCGCGCCGGGAUCCUCUCACGGCUGUCGCCACACCAGGGUCUGAGCCCUGAGGCCGACGCUAACAACCACCUGACCUCAUGAUGUAGUGACUCCUCAUCACCUUCUCAACCUUCACACCUUGACUUGAGACAACCCCGUGGUUUAGUCAAAACAGCGAGCAGUUUCCAGCCCAAAUUUUCUAGUCUGUUUUUUUCAUGACCCUCAGGCCUUCUCAGCCUUGACUCUUGCCUUCUCAGCUGCUUUUGUAGAACACACAGACGACACAUAGUGCUUGUACCAAAACAUUGAUUGUGGGCUUCGUUUCAGCGUCACCCGGAACAAAAACCUCUAUGUGGCCUUCAGUUGAAAGUGUGUGUGUCAGCAGAUUUCUCUUCCAUGAAAAACGCUCAUUUCGGUUGGUGCUCUGAGCAAGAACUGGUCAUUUUCGCAGUGUAAUCUGAUCACGUGUGUCCGGUUACCAACAGCAGGAGGAGAAAGAUUCAGAACGGUUGAUGCUUCACCUGAGAAGAAGGUCCUGAGAGGAGGCGACCUGCAGAGUCGCUGGUCUAGCGGCUGGACUCUGAAUCUUAACUCUGUUUUACUUCCUAGAAGACGGACGAUGAAGUGUACUGAUGUGAACGGCUCACUCUUGACCAAGAAAAAAUGUUCAUUGUUGUUUACCUCCAUCUCUGAAAUGAAUUUUGUCUGAGGAUGUUUCAUUCACAGUAUCGCUCCAUGUCAGCUUUAGUCUAGAGGUGGAACUCGAUUUUUCAAUAUUUGACAGCAGAAUGAUCACGUUUGUCUUGAGUCUGUUGCCAGAUCCUGACACGUCAUGGUGGAGGUGCUCCGGUGAUGAGUGUACUCAGCAACAACAGCAGUGUUUGUGCUUCUAACUUGACGUGUUUCAAACUUCAAUUCCCCCUCCUUCAUGCAAUCUCUUUUACGCUCAUGAUAUACUAUGUCAGGCCUGGCCAACCCGAGGCUCGCGGGCCACACACGGCUCUUUCCCCAGUUUCCCAGAAGAGCUCUUCACCAAACGGGCCUCCGAACUGGCUUUGAUUUUGGUCAAGUUGUGAUUGAGAUGAUCGUUUAUACAGGAAAUAAGACGAAAAAGUAAGAGCUAUUCUGGCGAAAUGUCAAACUGUUGUUCAAAGACUUUGACCUGCGUAUAACUUUGGAACAUAAACAAUAAACCUCAGCGCUUCAAGCUCCCCCACCGCCGGCUUGAAGCAUGUUCAAUACCCAUGUGAGUCACGAUCCUAAGACUUGGAGAGUCAUCAGAUCCACUAUUAACACAAUUUACAUUACUUCCACGUUUCACUAUGUCAUUCUCUCAACUAAAGGUACGGCAAUAUUGUUUGUUGUGAAGUCUGUUUAAUUCGGUGGAGUGAAGAUGAGACGCUCCAGUCUUGCAGCGUCGCUCACACACAGCCACAUAAAAAACCAAAUAUAUGAGUAAAAUAAAUUGUGCACACAUUAUGACGCUUGAUAUUUGGAGGAGGAUCAUGCUAAAAUGUAUGAAUUUUCAAAAUACAUGCACAAGAGACGUACGCCAGAUGUGAGCCAGAAACCUUGUGACACAGAGGAAUGUGCUCUAACCACUAUACGGCCGCAACAUCACCUGACUGAGCUGUUCAGGUGAGCCUUACUUACACAAUCGUAGAAUGUGGCUCUUUUCAGCAACUCAGUAAACCAAUGUGGCUCCGAGCCUCUGACUGGUUGGCCACCCCUGUACGAUGUCAUCCACCGAAAACUGUUCCCUGUGGAAGGAAGUGUAGAGGUGAAUUAAUCUGUGUUAUCUGCAUCGCUGAGUUACUUUUGUGAGGAUUUAAUUCAUCCCAUGUCUUCAUGUGUUCAUGUCUUGAAGCCCCAGCCCUACUUCAAUCAUUGACUGAGAAGAAAGCCAAACAGCUUUGAACUCAUCCGUGAUGCAUUUCAAAACAACCCCUCUGUACUUGUAUUAAAAGUGUUAGAGUUCUUAAAUCCUCAGAGUUUGGAUCAGGACCGGAUCACAUUCUUCAGGAAUAGAUUCUUCAGAAUAAGAUUUGUUUUGCUUUUUUUGAAGGGAGGAAAUAUCACUUUCAGACGCAUUCUGCCCUUAAUGCCCAUGAGCAAAGGCGUCGAACUCAGACAUGUGUGGCGCCAAACUUUUAAUCGGUCGAAGCUGCGGCCUGAUCCGAGGAUAAUUCCAAUGUACAUCACAGUCUAAUGUGAUGGGAAGCUAAUAAGCAUCUCUCGCACUGUUUUCUCUUCUCGAAGCACAAAAAAACAGCCUACUGUCCAGUUCCACCCUUCUGCUUUGUUAUUAUUUAUGUAUUUAUUUUUCAUGUUUGCAGAUUCACUAUCGACAUCAAAGGUUAGCACUGCGGCCGCUGUGGAUCAUGACCAUAACUUGCUUCUGAGGUCGUCCAGAGCUGAAGUGUCAAGUGAAGUUCACGGUUAUUUGAAGGUCUUAUAGAAUGAGUCAGCAGGCCUUGAGUUUGGCUCGUGCUCAAGUCAAAUUCAGGACAGAAUAUUCAUCAAAGUGGACAAAUUAAUCAAAAAAAUGUGAGUGGAAAGAUGCACCAAAGUUUGAGGAGGACUGACCUGAAUUUCUUGAGAAGUGCGUGAGGUGUUGCCUGGACGUUACAUGGGUUGCAGUUUUCUGUCCGGAGCUGUAACUUCAACUGAUGCAUGAUGACCAACUGACAACUUCUGGUCCCUUAUUCACAUUUCUAUUCCAUUUUUUGUUAAGAUAAAACUGAACCAUUUUUGUUCUCUUUGCUCCUCUCAGGCUUCAGCCUGACUUUUCAAUGAUUUUGGGAUGGAGGGACGUCACUGGACGUUACUUCUGCUUGCUGCUGAUUUGAUGCUCUGUUGACCGCUUCAUGUUGUCUGUCUACUAUUGCAGGCGGUUGAUCAGAGGGAUGAGAGGCAGCAGGUUUGCAGAUGGGAGUCAACAAUGAUGGCAUGUUACUGGCCUCAUCCGUUUUUUCUUCCUACUCUUUAGUUACUGGCCCCACCAAGUCCACGUGAGAAGACAAUCGAUAUAAUGUAACACGACAAUAGUCGACAGGUGAUGACAUACUGAUAAUAACCUGAUCCACCACAGAAAGCAGUUUCAACAAAAGAAAACAUGCAUUUUCUGUCUGGGUGAUGAAGGCAAGAGGAGCCCGUUUUUGUUUACAAAGGGUUGAAGGUUGUUUAGGCACGAGUGGGUGCACACCCCCGCCAAGCAGCUCCUUACAAGCGAGACCAUGAAGGCACCAUCUCCCGUUCAAGUGGACUUCCUGGAUGGGGCGCACCGAACAUGACUCAUCUGUUCCGUGUGCCAUUAUCAGCAUUUCCUGAAGAUUCCUCAGAAGUGAUGUGUGCUCACAUUCAAAAUGUAAAAAUGAACUCAAACGAAUAUUCAAAAUCUGCUUGUUUUCAGCGCCACACAAUAAGCCAUAAUGUGUCAUACAUGUAUGGGUUAAAAUAUAGAUUGGUAUAAAUACAUUCCUAUGGAAAUACUCAUGAUGACUAUAUCGAGGAAAGACCACGUCCUACCAAGAGGGACAGUCGAUAUCAGUCGUAACAGGAGUUCAAAUCUAACAUUGUUCCUCUUAGUAAAGGAUCUGGAAACCACUUGAUCUGUCCCUGUUAGCCCCUCUUGCUGUAGUGUAUAAAAAGGAUGUCACAUGAUUUCCCCUCACUGACCACGGAGGUGUUGAAAGUAUCUGCUUUGUGUUUUCUAGCUAACUGACUGGUUGUUUGUUUAUUAUUUUUAUAUUUACUGUGAGCAGACCAGAGUGAGGUUUUAAUUUGUCUCUGUUGUAUUACGAUUUCCUUUUCCUAUCCUAAAAUAUGGUAAUUCUAGAAUAAAGCG
Molecule: messenger RNA, 5885 nt
Organism: Synchiropus splendidus (mandarinfish)
Lineage: Eukaryota; Metazoa; Chordata; Actinopteri; Syngnathiformes; Callionymidae
Product: deubiquitinase DESI2
Exons: 5
Coding region: 1515-2102 (195 amino acids)
Biological process (GO): protein deubiquitination
Molecular function (GO): deubiquitinase activity
Source: RefSeq, a predicted model, not a curated record